AUGGUGAAGUUGCUGCCAGCCCAGGAGGCCGCCAAGAUCUACCACACCAACUACGUGCGCAACUCACGCGCCGUGGGAGUGAUGUGGGGCACGCUCACCAUCUGCUUCUCCGUGCUGGUCAUGGCUCUCUUCAUCCAGCCCUACUGGAUAGGCGACAGUGUGAGCACGCCACAGGCCGGCUACUUCGGCCUCUUCUCCUACUGCGUGGGCAACGUGCUCUCGUCUGAACUCAUCUGCAAGGGUGGCCCUCUGGACUUCUCCUCUAUCCCCUCCAGAGCCUUCAAGACCGCCAUGUUCUUCGUGGCCUUGGCCAUGUUCCUCAUCAUUGGCUCCAUCAUCUGCUUCAGCCUGUUCUUCAUCUGUAACACAGCCACGGUCUACAAGAUCUGCGCCUGGAUGCAGCUGGCUGCAGCCACAGGCUUAAUGAUCGGAUGCCUGGUCUACCCCGACGGCUGGGACUCCAGCGAGGUACGGCGCAUGUGUGGUGAGCAGACGGGCAAGUACACGCUGGGCCACUGUACCAUCCGCUGGGCCUUCAUGCUGGCCAUCCUUAGUAUUGGAGAUGCUCUCAUCCUCUCCUUCUUGGCUUUCGUGUUGGGCUAUCGACAGGACAAGCUCCUCCCUGAUGACUACAAGGCAGAUGGGAAAGGUAUCUCUUCCUCUUGGGACUGUGUGUGGGUGGAGAGGUGGGUGGGGUCAUGGCUCUCACAAGUCGAGUGUGUCUAG
Arvicola amphibius (Eurasian water vole) is the source of this 726-nucleotide messenger RNA. RefSeq names its product LHFPL tetraspan subfamily member 5 (gene Lhfpl5). Gene Ontology annotation, cellular component: plasma membrane. Gene Ontology annotation, biological process: detection of mechanical stimulus involved in sensory perception; sensory perception of sound. The record is from RefSeq and is a predicted model, not a curated record. Lineage: Eukaryota; Metazoa; Chordata; Mammalia; Rodentia; Cricetidae.